Molecule: messenger RNA, 414 nt
Organism: Salvia hispanica
Lineage: Eukaryota; Viridiplantae; Streptophyta; Magnoliopsida; Lamiales; Lamiaceae
Source: RefSeq, a predicted model, not a curated record
AUGACCAGUUUUCUUGAAGACGAUCUCCUGCCCAACGGGUGCGAGGAGAGAGUUUUUUGCGGCAAAGCAGGAGGCUGCACGGAAGGACAACGAGGAUUCGAUGUGCUUCAAGCGCGUUGGGGAAUAGUGAAAGGCCCGGCUCGUUCCUGGUACAGGCAUCAUAUCGCUAAUGUCAUGUAUGCGUGCAUCAUCUUGCACAACAUGAUUAUUCACGAUGAAGGUCGUGCAGCUAGCCAGUGGUCCGACGAUGAAGCCGCUCCGAGCGCAGGUCAUGCAGCCCCGCUGGUCGUUCGAGGUUUACCCUAUGGACUGAGCGAGAGAUUACAAGCUCAGGAGAGCAUGCGCAACCAACAAGCUCAUCUUGAUCUUAUGAACGACAUGAUUGAAGAAGUUUGGACACGUAGUGGUCGUUGA